Molecule: messenger RNA, 1208 nt
Organism: Harpia harpyja (harpy eagle)
Lineage: Eukaryota; Metazoa; Chordata; Aves; Accipitriformes; Accipitridae
Gene: WHR1
Product: serine/threonine kinase 19
Biological process (GO): positive regulation of Ras protein signal transduction; protein phosphorylation
Molecular function (GO): protein serine/threonine kinase activity
Source: RefSeq, a predicted model, not a curated record
CAUGGUUCAGCCCGUUUCCCCCUCCCGCUUGGCUCCGCCCCGGGUCGCCCGCGCGCGCCGGCCCCUUUCGGGAAGCCCCGCCCCGUUGCCUCCAGCCACGCCCCCGGCCCGGCGUCGCCCCGCCCCGCCCUCCGCCGGUGACGCUCGCGCGUCAUCAGAGCGCGCCGGGGGGAGGGAGAGGAGGAAGCGGCGCCGCUCGCCGGGGGUCGGGGCGGCGUGACGUCAUCAGCGGGAGCCGCCGGGGCCGGUGUGGGGCAGCGCCCGUGGGGCGCUCGGCCCCCCCCCCGCCCCCCCCCAGCCCCAUGGGCCGCCGCCGCCGCCUCCUCUGCGACACCCUCGGGGCCAAGAGGCGCCGCCUGGAGCCGCCGCCGCCGGAGGAGGAGCCCCGGCCCGACGGCAGCCCGGCGUCGGUGGAAGCGGCGCUGCGGGACGUGGCCGCGCUUUUCCCGCGGGGGCUCUUCGGGGACGCGCUGCCCCCCCUGGUCCUGCGCCAUCAGCUCUACAGCCUGGUGAGCGACCGCACCGCCGUGGACCGGCACCUGAACCACCUGAGGGACGAGGGACGGAUCCGGCUGCUCCACCUGGGCCUGGGCGCCGACGCGCUGGGGUCGUCUUCAUGGAGCCCUACAAGGAGAAGGUGCUGGCGGCGGUGGCAGGGACCCCCCCAGGCGGGGCUGGUGCGGCGGUUCCUGGAUUCGGCCGUGGCCGCCUGCCCCGAGCUCAGCUACGAGCAGAGCCGCAUGCGGGCGCUGGGCUUCGAGGACGGAGACGUCACGCAGCUGGUGGCCGCGGGGGUGCUGACCGUGCGCGACGCCGGGAGCUGGUGGCUGGCGGUGCCAGGGGUCGGGCGCUUCGUCCGGGCCUUCGUCCGCGGGCGCCAGGCGCUGCUGGGUGCGGUCCGCCGGUCGCGGCACCGGGAGGUGCUUCUGCGGGAGCUGCGGCAGCGAAGGGCCCCCCCGGGCGCCCGCCUGGGUGUCGGGUACCUCCUGCACGACCUGCUGGGGGCCCAGCUGCUGCGCAGCGUCCCCACCGCCUCGGGGCCGAUGCUGCGAUUGGGCGAGCCUUGACCGGACGCUUCCCAGCAUGCAACGGGGCCUUGUGGACCAAGGGGGUGUGGCCACGUCCUGCGUGAGGGGGCGGGGUUAAGGUGGACCCCACCCUCCAAAAGGGGGUGUGGCUGAGAGGCAUCUUAGCCCCGCCCCCCCUGC